AUGAAGAAGGACAUAGAUUCACUGAUAGCAGAGGAACGUGCUGAAAUCAUCUCUAAAUAUGACAAGGGAAGACAAGAAGGUGUUAGCAUUGAUCCAUGGGAGGAUGCAGACUACAGCAUUUAUAAAGUCACUGACCGCUUCGGCUUCCUGCAUGAGGAAGAGCUUCCAACACCCACCGCGCUUGAAGAAAAGCAAAAGCAACAGGAAAUAGAGCGAGUGGAGAAAUGGCUGAAGAUGGUGAAGAAGUGGGACAAGUACAGGAACAGCGAAAAGUUGGUGAAGCGUGUUUAUAAAGGUAUUCCCCUCCAGUUCAGAGGCCAGGCUUGGGCCCUGCUUUUGGACAUAGAGAAGGUUAAACAAGACAAUGAGGGCAAAUAUGAGAAAAUGAAGCAGCAGGCCCGUAACUACUCCACAGAGAUCAAGCAGAUAGACCUGGAUGUCAACAGGACCUUUAGGAACCACAUCAUGUUUAUGGACCGCUUUGGAGUCAAGCAACAGGCCCUGUUCCACGUGCUAGCGGCCUACUCCGUCUACAACACGGAGGUCAGCUACUGCCAGGGCAUGAGCCAGAUCGCUGCUAUCUUGCUCAUGUACCUGAACGAGGAAGAUGCCUUCUGGGCUCUAUCCCAGCUCCUCACCAACAGCAAGCAUUCCAUGCACGGGUUUUUCAUCCCUGGAUUUCCCAAGCUGCAUCGCUUCCAGGCUCACCACGAGCUCAUUCUUUCUAAAAUGCUACCCAAGCUGAAGAAACACCUGGACAAGGAGCAGAUGACGACGGGGAUUUACACCACCAAAUGGUUCCUCCAGUGCUUUAUCGACAGAACCCCUUUCACCCUCACCCUGCGUUUGUGGGACAUCUACAUAUUGGAGGGAGAGAAGAUACUCACGGCGAUGGCUUACACAAUCCUCAAGUUACACAAAAAGCGCCUGCAGAAGCUGCAGUUGGAGGACCUCAGGGAGUUUCUCCAGGAGCAGCUGGCUGUUUCUUUCUUCCUCCACGAUGAUGUGGUGAUUGAACAACUCCAGGCUGCCAUGUCAGAGCUGCGCAGUAAAAAGCUGGAUCUACCUCCACCAGCAAAGUCAGAUGAACUGCCCAAGAAGCCACUGGGCCAGGAGAGACCCGUCCUCCUUCUGCCAUUGAAGCCCGGCUCUCCUCUGGAGGUCAAAAUGAAUCUGCAGGCCAACAGCCAGCCUCAAACGGAGUCGCAUCAAACGGAUGCCAUCGCCCUUCAUCAGAGCCCUUCUCCUGCACAACCCCAAGAUUUAAGAGGCCUGCCAGGGACGAACACACCCCCUUUGCCCUCCCCAGACCCAGUUGUCAUCCACUCACAGGGAACACCUUCUUCGCUGAGGCCUUGUAGGCCUCCUCCUCAGAAACCACCAAAAACAAGCAAGCUAUCGGCUGAGGCGAACAUCACAGACAUGAAGGAGACGCUCCCAGAGGUUUGGCAAGAUGGCAGAAAACAGCAAAAGCAUCCAGAACAGCCAGAGAGCCAGGAGGAGUCUGGGGAAUGGCCCCCGCCUUAUGAGCCCCCUCCUUUGGAAGAUCUCACAAUGCGGACCGAAGAAGAGAUCGUGGACCUCCCAGACCUACCACCCCCACCGCUAUUUUAUCCAGAGCAGGGCGACCACAGGCUUCAGAACAACGACCCCGCCAGCCCGGGAGUUCGCACCGGCCCGCCGACCCCGCGCCGCUCCCCUUCCCCACACUCAGCCUCCCCAUCGCUCAGUCCAAUGAAACCAUCCCCGAAAUUGAAUCCAAAACCAUGUCUUGAGCUCCCACAGAAAAAACCAACGCCUCCCAAAGCCUCUCCUCACUGUGCCUUCACAGCAUCUUCAACUUCUCCCAGACUUCCUCCAAAGCCAACAAAGUUUCCAGUGUCUCUGUACGUCCCUGUGUCCGCUGGGGACAGACGGCCCUCCAACACCUCCCAGUACGAUAACCUCUCUGAGGCCGAUGACGACGACCGCUUCGUGGAGAGACUCCUGGCCUCCACUCUCGAGGAAACUCCCAGAAUGCACAGCAAGCCCCCCUGCACUAUUGAUGGAGACUAUGACCCCACCCUUUACCCUCUGCCCCCGCCUCCCGUCUUCAUCCCUCCCUCUCCUUCCCCUCUCCCCCCCUCGAUGUGUGCUCUCCCCAGUUUGCCUCAGGAACCGGACUAUGAAGGAGAGGACAACUGGGUGGAGGAUUCCAUCAUCCCCCCGCCCCCGCCCAGCUUUGCUGACAGACUGGCUCCGUUUCAGUGUUCUCCUGCCGCCUGUUCAGACACACACACAGAGCCUUCACCUGUUUACUCCAAGCCUUUCUCCAGAGGCCCCAGAGACCGUUCUGCCUUCCCGGCCCCUUUGUUGUACACAGGGUCCCCCCCAGGUCAAUCCAGGUCCCCAGGACAGCCGCCAGUGGGAGUGCCCCUGGUCCAGUCGAGCCCUGACUUUUGUAGGAUGCCUCCUAUUGGACAGCAGCUGCCCAAAUCAGUUACUUUCUGA
This is a messenger RNA of Menidia menidia (Atlantic silverside), 2490 nucleotides long. Lineage: Eukaryota; Metazoa; Chordata; Actinopteri; Atheriniformes; Atherinopsidae. The record is from the annotation of a GenBank genome assembly.